AUGCCUGCCCCUCUCCACUCGCGUCCUCAGCCUUCAUAUGCCUACGGGCAGGAAGGCCCGUCCUCGGGGACUCAUGGCCCUCGAGUCCAUGUGUCCCAUGAGGAUGAGGAUGCUAUUGCCCAUAUUCAUCGAACUCUGACUGAAAAAAGCCAUCCUCAAUAUUCAGAGCCACAUUCAUCAUUUGACAAAUUCCUAGAAGAACAGGUUCAGAAUGGUAAGAAACGAGUCAAUAUUGGUGUUUCUUUCCAAACUGUUUCGACCUGGGGCGAAGGAAAUGGCCAUGAUGCUGUGAAAACGCUGGGAACUGCCUUAUGGCGUACUCUUACAAUGCAGGAUAUCUAUGAAUGGACCAUCCAGCCAUGGCGAACGACGAAGAAGCCAGAAGAGGGCCGCCCUCUGAUCAAAGACUUCUCGGGAGUUGUAGAAAGUGGUGAAAUGAUGCUGGUUCUGGGACGCCCAGGAGCUGGCUGUUCAACCUUUCUUCGAACAAUUGCUGGACACCACUCUUCUUUCUUAGGUGUGACGGGCUCCAUAGACUAUUCUGGGCUGAGCCCCGACGAGAUCCGCAAGCACUACCGCAGUAUGGUAGCAUAUGUGCCAGAAGAUGAUGUACAUUUCCCGACCUUGAAUGUGCGGCAGACUCUGGAAUUUGCAUUGCAGAGUAAAACCCCCAAGCGGUUUCAGGAACGUAUCCCACGCUAUCUGGAGAUUUAUGGCCGAGUCUUCGGCAUGACCCAUACGAUGAACACCCUCGUUGGCAACGAGUUCAUCCGGGGUGUUUCGGGUGGUGAACGCAAGCGGAUCUCCAUCAUCGAGUCGCUGGCAACCGAUUCAUCAGUGACAUGUUGGGAUAAUUCAACCCGCGGACUGGAUGCUUCCUCAGCCUUGGACUAUGCUCGCAGUCUGCGCAUCAUGACGGAUACCUGUGGGAAAGCAACUUUACUCACGCUUUACCAAGCCUCUGACGCUAUUUACGAGUUGAUGGACAAACUGCUUCUCAUCGAUGAGGGACGGAUGCUUUUCCAGGGCCCUGCACACGAAGCCAAGCGUUAUUUCGAAGAUCUCGGAUACGAGUGUGCCGAUAUGCAGACUACAUCGGACUUCUUGACCAGCAUUACAGUCCCGGAGAGACGCAGGUUCCGCCCCGGAUGGGAGAACCGUGCCCCCAAAGGCCCUAUUGAGCUGGAAGCUGCAUUCCGACAGAGCGCCGCCUUCAAAAACGUCGAACGGUCUAUUGAGCGAUACGAAGAACAACGGACUGGUAAAUCAUCGUCUGCGACUAGCCAGUGCGAGUCAGAAUGUGACAGUGUGGAGGAAAUCAAACGGAACAUGCAGAGUGACAAAUCUCGCUUCGUUUCAUCCAACUCACCGUAUACCAUCUCGCUGUUUCGCCAAAUUGUGCUCUGCAGCCAGCGGCAAAUGUGGCAGUUGAAGGGUCACAUGGGACCAUUGUACAUCAAGUUGAUCUCAGCGGUAGUAUACGGACUCUUGGUGGGAUCAAUGUUCUAUGACCAACCGCAGACCACGGAAGGAAUGUACUCACGAGGAGGUGUUCUAUUCUACUCAUCCAUUCUUCUCGCCUGGCUGCAGAUGUCGGAAUUGGAAGAUGCGAUGCAGGGACGUGACAUCCUCAGUCGUCAGAAAAAGUUUGCAUUUGUGCGACCCAGUGCAGUUUGCUUGGCUCGAGGACUACAAGAUAUGGUAGUGAGCGCGCUUCUCACCUUUUUAUACCUGGUCGUUCUCUACUUUUUGUCUGGUCUGCGCUCGGAGGCUGGACCGUUCUUUAUUGAUUCCUUGUUCAUUUAUAUGUGUACUAUCUGCCUGACAUCUCAGUUCCGUGUGUUUGCCGCCCUAUCCAACAAUUUCGAAGUUGCAUUGCGCUACUGCGGCGUUUCUGUGCUGUUCUGUAUUGUCUUUGGUGGCUACGUCCUAUCCGUUGACAAGAUGAUUCAAGAUGUCCCUUGGGUGGGAUGGCUUGCCUACACGACUCCAGCUUUGUAUACAUACGAGGCGGUCAUGGCUGCCGAGUUCCAUAAUAUGAACUUCACCUGUGCCUCCGGAUCGAUUGUUCCAUCAGGACCAAACUAUACCGAUAUCGCCUAUCAAACUUGCGCGUACGCAGGCAGCCGGAUUGGCAGCACAGUGGUGAAUGGUGACGACUACUUGGCUGCUCAGUUUGGGUUUUACUAUAGCCAUGUCUGGCGGAACUUUGGAAUCCUCUGCCUUUUCACAAUUGCAUUCAUGUUACUCACUUGCUGGCUGAGCGAAGUUAUGGAGUGGGAGUUGGACAGUGCUGGCCCGAUACGAUAUGCGUCGUCCAGAUGGUUCCAAAGAAAAGACCAAAAGCCUGAGCAGAAGACAGAUGAGGAAAAUGCCCCGGUUCCUACAGACCCAAAGGCUGUACCGGUUGCAUACCAAGAAGGAAAUUCUGGGCAGACAUUGGCUGCCACGGAAUCAACAUUCUCCUGGGCUGAUCUAGAGCUCAAUGUUCAAAUUGGCAAGGAGUCUCGAAAGCUGCUGAAUGGAGUCUGCGGUUACUGUAAGCCAGGGACUUUGACAGCACUUGUCGGAGCCUCGGGAGCGGGAAAAUCAACAUGUAAGACUGCAGCCCGUUCCAUGCUAUUCUCUACAUAUGAAUCUUUCAAGCUAACAAAUUUAGUGUUGACUGCACUUACUCAAAGACAGAAUGCUGGCACUCUUUCUGGAUCCUUGUAUGUGGAUGACCAGCCUGUUGAUGGAUCUUUCAACCGACAGAUUGGUUAUUGUCAGCAGAUGGAUAUCCACGAUGAGAGCAGCACUGUUCGAGAGGCCUUUGAAUUCUCAGCUCUGUUACGUCAAAGCCGUGAGAUUCAGAAGGAAGAAAAAAUUGCCUACGUUGAAACGGUGCUUCAAACGCUGGAUCUUGUGGACCUACAGAAUGCUGUGAUUGGAUCAUUGGACAUCGAAAAGAAGAAGCGUGUCACAAUUGGUGUUGAGCUUUGUGCCAGACCUAGACUACUCCUAUUCUUAGACGAGCCAACAAGUGGAUUGGACAGCCAGGGUGCAACUAGUAUUGUGGCUCUGCUCCGAAGAUUGGCAGAUCAGGGACUUGCAGUACUUUGCACCAUUCACCAAGCGAAUCAGCAACAGUUUGAAGAGUUUGACCGAGUCCUCGCCCUGAGCCCGGGUGGAAGCACCUACUAUUUUGGACCCGUAGGCAAAUCGGGCCAGGCAAUCUUCGAUUACUUCACGAAACACGGAAUGAAUCCUCAAAACGUCACCAACGCCGCAGACUUCCUCAUCGAAGUUGCAGUCAGUGGCAUGCAGGCAUCUGGCGUCAGCUGGGCAUCCAUUUGGCGCAGUUCACCAGAAGCCGAACAUGUUCAAAAAGUGAUCUCUGAGAUUCGCCAAGGACACAACCGAGCAGCGUUGCCUUCGUCCUCUCCCCCUUCUAUAUUCUAUCAGACCGUCCUUCUCACCCAGCGAACCUGUCGUCAAUUCUGGAGGACAGCCGAAUAUCCAUACUCGCGUCUCUACUCUUCCUUCCUACACGCUCUAAUCAACGGUCUCACAUAUCUUCAGCUUGGAGACGGUGUCACCGACCUCCAGUCCAAGGCUUUCUCCUGCUUCCUCGUUUUGAUGCUGGUGCCCGAGUUCAUCAACGCAAUCUCCAUGCGUUUCAUCAUGAACCGUGAUAUCUGGCUUGCUCGAGAGGGACCUAGUGGGGUAUACAGCUGGGUUGCGUUUAGCACAGCCCAGAUGCUGUCCGAAAUACCCUAUGCUAUCAUCGGCUCGGUUAUUUUCUAUGUUUUGUAUUAUUUCAUGGUCGGCUUACCAUUGGGCUUCGCAGCCGGAUACAGCUUCUUAAUGUUUUUCUUAUUCUUCCUCUUUGCCACGUCCUGGGGACAGUGGAUUGCCGCGCUGAGUGCCGACUCCAUGGUUGCAGCAACCUUGAUGCCAUUCUUCAUCAUCAUGUGCGAGCUUUUCAACGGCAUCCUCCGUCCCCAUGACCAGAUGCCUGCUUUCUGGAAAUACACCGCCUACUACACCACACCUUUCACCUACUGGGUUGGAGGAGUCCUCACCGCCAUUCUUGGCGGCACGUCCGUUGUGUGCCAGGAAAGCGAACUGACACUGUUCGUGAGCCCACCGAACAUGACCUGUGGCGAGUAUGCGGGAUCCUGGCUCGCUGAGAAGGGUGUUGGAUACCUGUUUGAUCCGAGCAGCACCGGUACCUGUGGGUACUGCGAAUAUAGUCGUGGCGAUGAUUACCUCGCCGGCCUUGGUCUGGAUGACUCGAAGAUGUGGCCUUAUUUUGGUAUUUUCCUGGGGUUCACGAUUGCGAAUUAUCUGAUGGUUUACCUUCUUGUAUAUGUGCGUUCGGUCAUGAAGCCGUUUUGGAAAUGA
Molecule: messenger RNA, 4386 nt
Organism: Penicillium verhagenii
Lineage: Eukaryota; Fungi; Ascomycota; Eurotiomycetes; Eurotiales; Aspergillaceae
Product: putative ABC multidrug transporter
Exons: 6
Coding region: 1-4386 (1461 amino acids)
Biological process (GO): transmembrane transport
Cellular component (GO): membrane
Molecular function (GO): ATP binding; ATP hydrolysis activity; ABC-type transporter activity
Source: RefSeq, a predicted model, not a curated record